Molecule: messenger RNA, 1649 nt
Organism: Neogale vison (American mink)
Lineage: Eukaryota; Metazoa; Chordata; Mammalia; Carnivora; Mustelidae
Gene: TRMT10B
Product: tRNA methyltransferase 10B
Exons: 9
Coding region: 357-1355 (332 amino acids)
Biological process (GO): tRNA N1-guanine methylation
Cellular component (GO): nucleoplasm; nucleus
Molecular function (GO): tRNA binding
Source: RefSeq, a predicted model, not a curated record
UCGGGGCUCGUUGUGGGACCGGCCUGGGGCUGGAGGGGUCUGGCUUGGGACUGCCGCAUCGUUCGUGGGCGGGGCAGACGCCGGGAAGUGGCCCUCAACCGUCUUGUCGCCUCGUGUCCUCCGCCUUCUUGGUGCUUUGCCUUGCUGCCUCUCCUCACACUAGCAGCCUGUGGGCCAGGCGGGGCUCACAGGAGGGGUACCCUCGGGCCGGGGGUCUGGGUGUUCUAGUGCUGAAGGUACCAGAGGACUGGAGCUGGCUUCGCUGGACUAAAUUUUAGAAAACGAGAGAAGCGUGCACAAGAGGCCCAUCACUUAGCGCACAAGGAUAUGCUCAUCAGGGACAGAAGACAAAGCACAUGGACUGGAAGUUGGACGGGAGUGCUCAGAAAACAGACUCACACGUGCUGCAGGAGCAAGAAGUCAUCCUAGAGGACACAGGCGAAGAUAGCAUCUCUGAAAGCUUCCGGCUUCUACAGAUCGAUGUGGAAUGCGAGCAUCGGGAGGGAGAUAUGCUGCCCACAGGCGGUACAGUGUGGUGUUCAAAAAAUGUCCAAAGAAAACAGAGACACUGGGAAAAGAUAGUUGCAGCAAAGAAGAGCAAAAGAAAGCAAGAAAAAGAAAGAAGAAAGGCCAAUCGUGUAGAAAAUUCAGGCAUCUGCCCCCAGCACAGCAAACGUUUUCUGAGAUCCGUAACCAAGGAGAGACUUUUGGAAGCCAAACACUCAGGACCAAGACUCUGUAUUGAUUUGAGUAUGACCCACCACAUGUCUAAGAAGGAAUUAAGUAGACUGGCUGGACAGAUCCGAAGGUUGUAUGGUUCAAAUAAAAAAGCUAGCAGGCCAUUCUGGAUCUACCUCACUGGAUUUACAGCAGACAGUCCCCUGUACGAAGAGUGUUUGAGGAUGAAUGAUGGAUUUUCUAGUUACCUGCUAGACAUAACAGAGGAAGACUGCUUUAGUUUAUUUCCUCUGGAUACCCUUGUGUACCUGACUCCUGACUCAGAACACGCUCUUGAAGAUAUUGAUCUAAACAAAGUUUACAUCCUUGGUGGACUUGUGGACGAAAGCAUUCAGAAGAAGGUGACAUUUCAGAAAGCCCGAGAACAUUCUGUCAAGACAGCCCGCUUGCCAAUCCAGGAAUACAUGGUCAGACACCAGAAUGGGAAAAACUAUCAUUCAGAGAUACUGGCCAUCAAUCAAGUGUUUGAUAUCCUGUCCACAUACUUUGAGACGCAAAACUGGCCUGAAGCACUGAAGAAAGGAGUUUCUUCCAGAAAAGGCUAUGUUCUUCAGAACCCCAUGGAUGAUGGACAGCCUGAGAAGCUGCCAGAGGCAAAGUUGCUGGAGGUGUCUUGACUGAAAAGCAGAGCAGAGGCUGGCGAUGGCACACACUUGCCUUUACUUGUCAUCUUGGAUCGCCACUAGAAUUUAAGUUACUCAAGAACAGGGACUACAUUUUAUGCUCUUUUCUAUCUCCCAUAGUGCCUAGCUCACAGGAAGAGCCCAGAUAUGUUGACUAAGUAAAAAGUUUACAUAACAAGGAAUUAGCCCUCAGCUACAUGGCUUUGGAUGUAUUAAUUCAUUUUUUAUAUACCUAUUUGUGAAAUACCUACUCUUUAGAAGUAUUUAACAAUUAAAUAAUUAUUGUUA